Molecule: messenger RNA, 1734 nt
Organism: Pocillopora damicornis (cauliflower coral)
Lineage: Eukaryota; Metazoa; Cnidaria; Anthozoa; Scleractinia; Pocilloporidae
Product: somatostatin receptor type 4
Biological process (GO): G protein-coupled receptor signaling pathway
Cellular component (GO): membrane
Molecular function (GO): G protein-coupled receptor activity
Source: RefSeq, a predicted model, not a curated record
UUCAAGUUCUUGAAUGAACGCUGUCCUCUUAAGUUUGUUGUUGAUUUUUGUUUGUUUGAGUGUUUUGGUUGGGUGUUUUUGUUACGUUGGUUUGUUUAUUUGUUGUAAGUUUUGCUGCUUGAAACUUUUUCUUGUUACCCAGUCUACUCUGUCCACGGAUGCCCCCCGACGUUCUCUCACCUAGCGGCCGCUGAGCCAUCUCUUUCUCUUGUGACGGUUUGCCCUCUGUCGAUAUUUUAUUCAGGUUUGCACCUUAGCCAAUCUAAUAUUCGCCCUCUUUUCUCUCUUUCUCUCGCACUUAUGCGCUCUCUCUCUUUCUGGCACUCUUUCUCUUUCUUUCACUUCUGAGAGAUUCCUCCUGUCACGUCAUAAAAAUGACAAAAAUAAUACAAUCAUCACUCAGUCUCUUAACUAAAGUGAUUAAUUUAAUGGUUGCCGUAGUGAUCAAAAUUGAAAAAAUUUAUAGCCACUUUAAGAACCCAAUAAUUAUGGUAACCACGAAAUUAUGUCGUCUUAAAAUAGCAGGAACCAAAACGGUAAUUAGCAUAUAAUACUGUGUAAGAAAACACGGCUUCUGUUCUUCGCUCGGCCAUGGUGCUUUCGUUGUUGUGUACAUAUCAGCUAAUAUGCCAUAGCGUCUAAAUUUUCUUUCCAAAAACUACAAAAAUGAAUGGUUCGGUUGAUUAUACCAACGCAAACAAGACUACCGAUAUUCGUCGAGUCUCAACUUUUGGCCUUACGACUUUCCUUAUCACAGCAAUUUUUCUUCUACCGGUUGGUGUUAUUGGGAACCUAAUGGUCAUUGUAGUCGUAAGAAAGAGGCGAUAUCUUCAAACCAAGACGAACUUCUUACUUGCAAAUUUGGCGGCGUGUGACUUGGUGGCAAAUAUUCUUGGUUACACAUGGGGAGUAGCGUCCGCUUUUCCCAUUCCAAACAUGACCCUGGGUGUUAUAAUUUGCAAGAUUAACUCAAUUUAUCCUGCUGCAUCUGGGUGUUCUGCCUUUAUACUGACUAUUAUCGCUCUGGAACGCUAUAGCGCUAUCGUGAAACCACUGAACACUCGCUUCAAGUUAAAAAAACGGACCCUUCGCUAUUUUAUCUUGGCUAUUUGGAUUUUUGUCCUAGCUGCUGUGAUUCCUUUAGUGUACUUCGCUGACUACAAUGUUGGUUCGACUUACCGCUGUGGUAGAACUUGGGGUACAACUGCCAAAGCCACAUUCUGGACAACUGGGUUUAUAAUUUUUGUUGUGGUCCCUCUUAUAGUUAUGUUGUUCUGUUAUGUUCAAAUAAUACGCGCGCUGUAUUUCGGGACAAGGAUUGUGCCGAUGAAUAUCCCAGCUGAAGUUGAUGCAAGGGAAAAGAAACGAGUAAUACAACUAUCCAUUAUAGUGACUUUCGUGUUCAUUGUUACCUACUUACCGUUUGCAAUUGUUAAAGAACUUGAGAUGCGUAUUUCUUUAUCGAAUAGAGUGAGAGCUUUUUCACUCCUAUCUGUACUUCUCUCUUCUAUCUUAAAUCCAUUUAUUUAUGCUUUCCAAAGCUCUAACUACCGCCGGGCCUUUAAAGAGAUUAUAUGUUUAAUACAGAGAUAGUUGCCUGAAAUUUCAAAGACUCAGUGAAAUGUUAUUUACUAAAAUUUCCAAAAUUUAUCUAGAUCUUUGUAUAAGUAUUAAGACAAAAAUAUUAAUGAAAUUAUGGAUGAAAUACAAGAUAAUUAAAAGCCAUACGCUUAA